Messenger RNA from Cottoperca gobio, 484 nucleotides. Its product is annotated as hepcidin-like. Lineage: Eukaryota; Metazoa; Chordata; Actinopteri; Perciformes; Bovichtidae. Gene Ontology annotation, biological process: intracellular iron ion homeostasis; defense response to bacterium. Gene Ontology annotation, cellular component: extracellular region. The transcript is spliced from 3 exons. The coding region runs from base 71 to 331 and encodes 86 amino acids. The record is from RefSeq and is a predicted model, not a curated record.
AGUCUAAGGAGCUGACAAAAGUCAACACAAGAGUCAAAGAUUUAACUUAAAGCAGUGAAACCCUCCUAAGAUGAAGACAUUCAGUGUUGCAGUUGCAGUGGCCGUCGUGCUCACCUUUAUCUGUAUCCAGGAGAGCUCUGCUGUCCCUGUCACUGAAGUGCAGGAGCUGGAGGAGCCAAUGAGCAAUGACAGUCCAGUUACUGAACAUGAGGAGACAUCAGUGGACUCGUGGAAGAUGCCGUACAACAACAGACAGAAGCGCGGUGUUAAGUGUAAAUUUUGCUGCGGCUGUUGCACCCCCGGCGUCUGCGGAUUGUGCUGCAGAUUCUGAGGAAUUCUGAUGCAACAACUUUUGCAAAAUUCAGAUGUUCCUAGAUUUCAUCUUGUGCUAAACAUCUGAUACUGCAGUUUAUUAUCACAAUACACUUGAACGUCACUAUGAAAGUGUUUGAAAGUGUUUUAAUUACAAAUAUAAGUAAACCUU